Messenger RNA from Sphaeroforma arctica JP610, 1059 nucleotides. RefSeq names its product enoyl-CoA hydratase, mitochondrial. Gene Ontology annotation, biological process: fatty acid beta-oxidation. NCBI's taxonomy places the organism in Eukaryota, Ichthyosporea, Ichthyophonida. The transcript has 8 exons. Gene Ontology annotation, molecular function: enoyl-CoA hydratase activity. Gene Ontology annotation, cellular component: mitochondrion. Bases 49 to 891 code for a protein of 280 amino acids. The record is from RefSeq and is a predicted model, not a curated record.
CUCUACACAACGUAGUUCUAUUACUUUACUAUACGCUUCAGAUCAAGUAUGUUCUCCUCUGUCCGUGCUUUUGCCGCUGUUGGCUGUACCCGUGGCUAUGCCACAAAUAUGGCAUACAACAUGAUCAAGACCGAACGAGUCGGUGCCAAUAAUGCUGUGGUUUUGGUCACUCUGAACCGUCCCAAAGCCCUUAACGCACUGUGCGAUGAGCUAAUGGAUGAAGUUGGCAUCGCCGUUACCGAGGCCGAUAAAAACCCUGAAGUUGGAGCUAUCGUAAUCACUGGAAACGACAAGGCGUUCGCUGCAGGUGCCGAUAUCAAGCAAAUGAAGGACAAAUCCUUCCCUGAGGUUAUCAAUGGCAACUUCCUGAGUUCGUGGACUCAGCUCACUACCACUAGAAAACCCAUCAUUGCGGCUGUCAAUGGAUAUGCUCUGGGAGGAGGUUGCGAGUUGGCCAUGAUGUGUGAUAUCAUCUACGCUGGAGACAAUGCCAAAUUUGGACAACCCGAAAUUCUUUUGGGCACCAUCCCAGGGGCUGGUGGAACUCAACGCUUGGUCCGUGCUAUCGGCAAAUCGAAGGCGAUGGAAAUCUGUCUGACUGGCGAUCAAAUUAAUGCCGAAAUUGCGUUGCAAUCUGGUCUCGUAGCCAAGGUUCACCCCAAGGAGGAAAACUUGAACGAGGCAAUCAAGCUAGCAGAUAAGAUCGCGUCUCUAUCUAAGCCUGUCGUAGCCAUGUGCAAGGAAGCCAUAAGCGCCUCAUACGAGUUGACUUUGAACGAGGGCAACCGCCUCGAGAGAAAGCUAUUCCACUCGACGUUCGCCUUGGAGGAUCGCAAGGAAGGUAUGGAUGCUUUCGCCGCCAAGCGAAAAGCUGUUUUCAAGGAUUGCUAAAUUGGGACCACAAACCAAACUCAUCAAGCUAUAAAUUGAAUGAUCAUGUGCAUACAGAUUCGUCUGCCACACUAUGUUUGGGAAUUGAUCACUUUUGCAAUGCCAAGUGGGGCGGCCAAUCAAUAAUUAAACAUCACGUACCCAAUAGUGAUUAUUAUACAAUCGAUA